UUGACAACGCACUGAGCCGUCGUCAUUUGUACUUCAAUUAGCGCUUACGUCAGUUGGAAUCUCCGGUUUUAUGUACUACCAGUUGUAAUGUGGCCAAGCGGCGAAGAACCCACUGUUGCGGGCGCUCGCUCGAGCACCGGAUCAGAGGUGGUGAUCAUCGAUAACCACGAGGCGCUGCCCCCUGUGCCUGUACCCUCCACCAGUAACACACCGGUCAUAUCCAAAUUAAACGUAUCCAAGUCCUCCAAAUUCCACAUUGGAAACAAGUUUGUAUCCGUCACCAACAAUGUUCAUAGAAACGAAGUUGUCAAGGGCAAAUUCCUCUGCCUGGAGCUGGUGUCGCCUGCACAAGAGAAACGUCUACGUUGUAGCGUAGCAGUCUUCGUGUGCUGGGCGCUCGUUGUAGCUUCCGGGCUUGCAAUCUACCUCGGCUAUUUUAUGUUAUCUGAACAACCAGCAUUAAUCGACUUAGGUAUCAACGCGACGUGGUAUCUGAAACGCCCCGAAUGGCAAGCGGUAGUUGUAAACAACAAUAUGUUCCUUAAACUCCCUGUGAAACAAGCAAUCAUCGCACACUCAGGAACCUCAAAUUGUACCUCUACUUACACGUGCAAACUUCUUAUGAAAGCUAUACAAAUGGAUCAUAUAGAGAGAUAUGGUGACAUAGGUCCAAAUUAUCUCGUAGGUGCCAAAGGCUUGAUCUUCGAAGGCAGAGGUGCGAACGUGGUGCCUGCAAUGUUACGAGGAUUUAACAGCAAGAUUAUCGGAAUAAUGUUCUUAGGAAAUUACGCGGAGAAUGACAUACCGACUAAUGAGCAAAUAGAAAACUUGAAAAUUGUUUUGAAGACACUAGUCUCAAAGGGUGUAUUACACCCUGACUACACGUUACAAGGCUAUUGUCAAAUAUUUACAUACACUGUUUCUCCCGGGAAACACAUAAUGGAUAUUCUGCAUAAAUUUGAUCACUUUCUAUCAACUAAUGAGAAAACUUGUUUAACUUAAAGUUGAAAGAGGGAGAGAAAACUGAGUUUUACAGUGUACCUAAGUGUAUUAAUAAAUAUUAUGAUACAACUUUUUUGUAAUAUUAAUAACAUAUUUGCACUUCGUGCCUCUUGUUUUGGAAAAGUGAAUAAAAUAUGAUUGUUGAUGAUAUUUUUCAAGUAAUGUUUUAGGUUCUUGAUAUCGAGUAAAGAUCUCUCAUCUAGGAAUUAAUACUUGACUAUAAGUUUAUAAUAAAAUUCUU
Messenger RNA from Hyposmocoma kahamanoa, 1243 nucleotides. Its product is annotated as peptidoglycan recognition protein-like. Bases 88 to 1002 code for a protein of 304 amino acids. The record is from RefSeq and is a predicted model, not a curated record. The transcript is spliced from 3 exons. Lineage: Eukaryota; Metazoa; Arthropoda; Insecta; Lepidoptera; Cosmopterigidae. Gene Ontology annotation, molecular function: zinc ion binding; N-acetylmuramoyl-L-alanine amidase activity. Gene Ontology annotation, biological process: peptidoglycan catabolic process.